UCAGGAGGGUUUCCUUUCUUAACCGCGUCUUAUCGUACCGGACGGACAACAGUGCCCUUUGACUUGCAUCAUCUAGCUACUUCCACCGACCUCUACCAACCGCAGCUCCGAGGGCUGGAGGUAGAAAACCAUACGAAAAGGCCACAGGGUUGAUCCACAGUUAUUCACCUGGAUGUUAAUGCUGACAGGCUAUCUUGGUUGACUCCCAUCCCUGAGACUACGUGGACGUCCUUCCUGGGAGAACAUACCCAGUGCCCUGUGGGGUGCAGUGGAGCCAGCUUCAGGACUGACGGAUCAUGACUUCUAUAAAGGAGCAGGCAGCAAUCAGCCGGCUCUUGAGUUUUUUACAGGAUUGGGACAACGCUGGCAAAGUCGCCAGGAAUAACAUCCUCAACAAUUUCAUUGAAGCCAACCAAGGCAAGACUGCCCCUGAGCUGGAGCAGGAGUUUUCCCAGGGAGCUAGCUUGUUCCUGGUCCGCCUGACCACCUGGCUGAGACUCACCUACAUGACUGGUUCGCCUUUAGAUAAGCUGCUCAGGUCCAUUGGCGUCUUCUUAUCAGCUGUAAGCAGUAAUCGAUACCUCAUAGAGUUUCUUGAGGUUGGAGGGGUCCUAACACUCUUGGAAAUACUUGCGCUGAAUAAGAUCAAGGAGGAGGACAAGAAGGAAUCUGUCAAGCUACUUCAGGUGAUUGCAAACUCCGGCAGGAAGUACAAGGAGCUCAUCUGUGAAAGCUACGGUGUACGAUCCAUAGCAGAAUUUUUGGCAAAGUCCAAGUCAGAAGAGACUCAGGAAGAAGUGCAGGUCCUGUUGGAUUCUUUGAUCCACGGUAAUCCCAAGUACCAGAAUCAAGUGUACAAAGGCCUGAUAGCUCUGCUGCCCUGUGCAUCCCCGAAAGCUCAGCAGCUGGCCCUGCAGACACUCAGGACUGCCCAGUCAAUCAUCGGGACCACACACCCCAGCAUCGUGGACUGCGUGCUGAAGGUGCUAUGCACGAUGCACUUGGAAGUCCAGUAUGAAGCCAUCGAGCUGAUCAAGGACCUGGUCAACUACGACGUGUGCCCAGCGCUGCUCAAGGGCCUUGUAGCGCUACUGAUACCGUCCUUCAAGGAGACCAGCAAACUGCAGUCCCAGAUCGUCAGCGACUCGUCGGUCCUCGAGCUCACCGCCCACCUGCCGCUGUUUUUGCAGCAGGCCGCGGCCGCCAAGGCCAUCGGGAUCCUGGCGCGCCACAACACGACCCUGGCCGAGGAGAUGCUGCACCUGCGAGUGAUACACAGCCUGAUGGCCGCCAUGGGCAACACGGAUCACAGCAACAGCCAGCGGCAGGCCAGCCUCACGCUGGAGUACUUCGUGCAGUUAUUCCCGGUGGUGGAGGAGAACGUGCGCAAGACCAUGGGGGAGGAACUCUACAAGCUCUUCCUAAGCAAUGCCGAGAAUCUGUACAUGAACAUAGAUAGCAUUCAGGCGGACAUCUUGGCAGCCAACAAAGUCAAUGUCACCAGAGGCUCAUCUCCCUGCCUCCAGUGCUGCACCUCAGCGGCCUCUCCUACAGCAACAUGAGCUUUUACUUUGGCCAUUCUAAUGAGGAUCAGGUGGCCUACAUCACACACUUCCAGAAGGAGGACGUGGAAGAAAAAGAGUAAGAGGAGGAAAAAGGAGCCUCGGAGGCAAGCCAGGAAGCCAAGGCUGUGUGGCAGGGAAGCCUGGCUGAAGCGAGGAGUCACAGCCAAGCUCCUGUCGACUCCCCUUGGCCUCGGUGGGAUACUGGGGGUUCUGCCCUCCGGUAGGGGAGAGAGCGAGCCCGCUGGGAAGUCUUCAAUAAACAAGUCUUGCUGUC
Capra hircus (goat) is the source of this 1839-nucleotide messenger RNA. RefSeq names its product chromosome 3 C1orf228 homolog (gene ARMH1). Lineage: Eukaryota; Metazoa; Chordata; Mammalia; Artiodactyla; Bovidae. The coding region runs from base 297 to 1562 and encodes 421 amino acids. The record is from RefSeq and is a predicted model, not a curated record. The transcript is spliced from 13 exons.